This is a messenger RNA of Lycium barbarum (goji berry), 2471 nucleotides long. RefSeq names its product hexanoyl-CoA synthase-like. The transcript has 14 exons. The coding region runs from base 117 to 2285 and encodes 722 amino acids. The record is from RefSeq and is a predicted model, not a curated record. Lineage: Eukaryota; Viridiplantae; Streptophyta; Magnoliopsida; Solanales; Solanaceae.
GUGGAGAAAAUUUGAUCAUCAUCUAAAACCCAACAACUCAUUCAACUCUUCUUACGCUAAUAACAAGUUCUCUCUAAUUUAUGUUUUAAUCACUCUUUACCAUUCCAUUUAGGAUUAUGGCUAAUCGGAACUACAAAGGCUUAGAUUCCGUCACUGUUGCUGAUGUUGAAGCUCUGGGAAUACCCACUGAACUAGCCGGCAUAAUUUACGAAAAGGUGAGCCGAAUUGUUGGUGAUUACGGGGCUGCCACUCCCCAAACAUGGCACUGUAUCUCCAAAGAAGUACUCAAUCCAAACAUUCCUUUCACUUUCCAUCAGAUGAUGUAUUAUGGAUGCUAUAAGGAUUUUGGGCCUGACCCGCCUGCCUGGUUACCCGACCCAAGAAAUGCACGGUUGACCAAUGUUGGUCAACUACUGGAGAGGCGUGGAAAGGAGUUUUUGGGAUCAAAAUAUGAAGACCCAAUUUCUAGCUUCUCUGAUUUUCAGAGAUUUUCAGUCUCCUACCAAGAGGUAUAUUGGAAAACCAUAUUGGAGGAAAUGAAUAUUUCAUUUUCAGUUGCCCCUGAAUGUAUUUUACGUGAGAUUCCAUCUCAUCCAGGUGGUCAGUGGCUUCCUGGAGCACGAGUGAAUCCAGCAAAGAAUUGCCUCUGUCUAAGAAAGAGGGCUUUAAGUGAUGUAGCCAUAGUGUGGCGAAGUGAAGGAAAUGAUGAAGCACCUGUUGAUAAGAUGACCUUGCAGGAGUUACUUGAAUCAGUUUGGGCAGUUGCAUAUGCUCUUGAAACCCUGGGUUUGGAGAAAGGAUCUGCCAUAGCUAUAGAUAUGCCGAUGGAUGUUAAUUCUGUGGUGAUCUAUUUGGCCAUUGUUCUUGCUGGUUAUGUAGUUGUGUCCAUUGCUGAUAGUUUUGCCCCAAGUGAAAUUUCGACGAGGCUCAUCUUAUCAAAAGCAAAAGCAAUUUUUACUCAGGAUUUUAUUUCCCGUGGAGAUAAAAAGAUACCCUUGUACAGUCGAGUUGUUGAUGCUCAUUCACCGAUGGCAAUUGUGAUUCCCAAUAGAGCCUCCAGCUUGAGCAUAGAAUUACGUGAUGGAGACAUCUCUUGGCCUGACUUUUUAGAGAGAGUGAAAGAUUCCAAGGGACUUGAGUUUGUUGCUGUUGAACAACCUAUUGAUGCAUUUACGAACAUUCUGUUCUCAUCUGGCACAACAGGAGAUCCAAAGGCAAUUCCAUGGACUCUCCUCACACCUUUCAAGGCGGCUGCUGAUGGGUGGUGCCAUAUGGACAUUAAAAGAGGCGAUGUUGUUGCUUGGCCCACUAAUCUUGGGUGGAUGAUGGGACCUUGGCUCGUUUACGCUUCACUGUUGAAUGGGGCAUCCAUUGCCUUGUAUAAUGGAUCUCCCCUUGGUUCUGGCUUUGCCAAGUUUGUACAGGAUGCUAAAGUAACUAUGCUUGGGGUGAUCCCAAGUAUAGUGAGGACUUGGAAAGCGAAGAAUUCUCCUGAUGGCUAUGAUUGGUCGACCAUCCGUUGCUUUGGCUCCACUGGUGAGGCAUCUAGCGUGGAUGAAUAUCUUUGGCUGAUGGGAAGAGCUGAAUAUAAACCAAUAAUUGAGUAUUGCGGCGGUACAGAGAUUGGUGGCUCCUUCGUCUCUGGGUCAUUGUUGCAGCCGCAGUCUUUAGCCGCUUUCAGCACAGCAGUCAUGGGAUGUAGUCUUCAUAUUCUAGGCGAUGAUGGUUUUCCUAUACCAUCAGAUGUUCCUGGGAUCGGUGAAUUGGCCCUUGGUCCUCUCAUAUUUGGAGCUUCAAGUACAUUGCUGAACGCGGACCACAAUGAGGUCUACUUCAAAGGAAUGCCUGUUUUUAAUGGAAAGGUUCUAAGAAGGCAUGGGGAUGUGUUUGAACGUACUUCUAAAGGAUAUUACCAUGCACAUGGUCGUGCAGAUGAUACAAUGAACCUAGGGGGUAUAAAGGUGAGUUCACUUGAGAUUGAGCGAAUAUGCAAUGUAGUAGAUGAAAAUAUACUAGAGACAGCAGCAGUUGGAGUACCGCCUGCUGGAGGUGGGCCCGAGAAGUUGGUAAUUGCUGUCGUGUUCAAGGGUUCAGAUAAAUUGGAGCACGACUUGGUUAAUUUGCUGAUUUCUUUCAACACAGCUUUGCAGAGGAAGUUGAAUCCAUUGUUCAAGGUUUCCAGUAUAGUUCCUCUCCCUUCCCUUCCAAGAACAGCAACAAAUAAAGUCAUGAGAAGGGUACUGAGGCAGCAGUUUUCUCAAGCAGAUCAAGGUUCCAGACUCUGAACUACAUAAUUCCCAAUGAAGGCACUUUACGUAACAAAUCUUGUUAUUUAGAAACAGCAAUUCAAGUAGUUGAUCCAUAUGUUUGUUGUGUUGUAACAUAUGUACUUUACAUGUGAAUUGGAUGUAUUCCGCGAAAGGAAAUAAUGGUUUAUGUAUUCUAAAAUGGAGAUUGCCAGUUUCGAUCCA